AGUCUACCAGUGUUUUUCCCGUUCCUGAGGAAUAACAGACCUGGACAUUUUGCAGAAAAAAGUUACUCAAAUCAAUCAAGUCUGACUCGUACCAUCAUGUCCGGGGAUUCUCUGGUUGCUGGCUCCCUUGUGGUAGCAGACUAUGUGGUGUUUGCUCUCAUGUUGGUGGUGUCUGCCGCCGUCGGGUUCUACUACGCCUGGGACAGCAGAGGACGGGAAAGCUCCAGGGAAUUCUUAACAGGCGGGAGAAGACUGACGGCCCUGCCUGUCUCCCUGUCUCUGACCGCCAGCUUCAUGUCAUCCAUCACAGUGCUGUCCAACCCAGCUGAUGUGUACUGCUUCGGAGCCAUCUUUGUUUUUUUUUCACUGGCCUAUACAUUGUCAAUAAUGGUCGUAUCUGAGGUUUUUCUCCCAGUCUCCUACCGACUGUCCAUCACCAGUGCCUAUGAGUACCUGGAGAUGCGUUUCAACAGAGCAACACGUCAGAUCACAACAAUACUCUUUAUUUUCCAGGCAAUCCUCUAUACUGGAAUAGUCAUCUAUGGACCAGCUUUAGCUUUAAGCCAAGUUGUGGAUUUAAAUCUGUGGGGUGGAAUUAUUUCCACAGGAGCUGUCUGUACUCUUUACUGCACAUUGGGUGGACUGAAAGCUGUGAUAUGGACUGAUGUGUUUCAGAUAGGAAUAAUGAUUGCAGGCUUCUUAUCUGUGAUAAUCAAAGCUGUGAUCUUACAAGGCGGAGUAUCCACCAUCAUUUCAGAUGCACAACAGGGAGGGAGACUCAACUUCUGGGACUUCGACAUAAACCCUUUGAGGAGACACACGUUUUGGACCAUAACAAUUGGAGGAACGUUUGCCUGGAUUGUUGUAAAUGGGACUAACCAAGCCCAGAUUCAGAGAUAUGUCGCCUGCAAAAGCAUCACUCACGCCAGAGUAGCUCUGUUCAUCAACUUGUUAGGUCUUUGCAUCUUUUUGGCAUCCUCAGUAUUUGCAGGACUGUGCCUCUUCUCUGUCUUUAAGAACUGUGACCCUUGGACUGCUGGACUUGUUUCCACUCCUGAUCAGCUGAUUCCAUAUUUGGUGAUGGGCACCUUGACAAGCCAUCCUGGUCUUCCUGGACUAUUUCUUGCUGCAGUAUAUAGUGGCGCCCUAAGCACAGUGUCUUCCUCCAUCAAUGCACUCGCUACAGUGACACUGGAGGACCUGAUCAAGCCGCACACUAACAUGUCUGAGAAACACCUGUACUGGAUGUCCAAAGGACUGAGUUUUUUCUAUGGAGUUUUAUGUAUUUCCUUUGCUGGACUCGCCUCAGUCAUGGGAGGGAUGAUGCAGGCAGGUGCCAGUAUCAGUGGUAUCCUUCAAGGUCCUGUACUCGGUGUUUUCCUAUUGGGUAUUCUUUUCCCGUUCGCCAAUUCCAAAGGAGGAUUUUUAGGUCUUGUGUCAGGGUUGGUUGCGUCCUUAUGUGUAGGUGUUGGCUCUAUUAUCUACCCUUCCCCACCUUCCAUGACCCGACCUCUGCCACUGUCCACUGAGGGUUGUAACUUUACAGGAAGCUUCAACUGGACUACCACUGCUCCACCAACAGAACCGAGCUUUAGCAUCACUACUCUCAACAGUGAUGGCGGACAUCCAGUGGAAGGAAACUGGCACUCUCCUUCUUAUCUGUACUUCAGUCUAAUUGGAACUGUAGCAGCCAUUAGUGUGGGGCUGAUUGUCAGCCUGAUUACAGGAGGCUUGAGUGAGAGGGUGGAUUCCAGGCUUACAUUAUUAAAAGAAGAUACAAUUUCCUAUCACCUCUUCAAGCUUUUCCUCGACAAAGUCAUGAGAAGAAAAGAGGGUGUCUUCCCAACGGAGAACUCGGAGAAGGAACUUGGGAACACAAAUAUGGCUUUCUGUGACACUGAGAUGGACUUAAAAAGCAGUAUCCCUGAUAACACAAUGAAUGUUAGCCAUUAAAUGGUUUAGCGCUUUUCUAGUCUUCUGACUACUCAAAGCGCUUUUUACGCUGCAUGUCACACCCACACAUUCACACACUGAUGGUAGAGGCUCCUAAGUGAGACCAUCAGAGGUAACUUAUCCCAUUCAUGCACAUUCAUAUGCCGGCAACGCAGUGUGGCUGCAGGAGCUGGGGAUCAAACCCUGGACCUCACAGUUGAGAGACGACGACUCUACCAACUAAGCCACAGACGCCCCUAUAUUUACCAUUACAGUACAUGAUAAUAUUAUACUAUUCGUCAUGUGCUUUUUUUGUGAUGUAAACUGAAAUACAACAACAGCAUCGGCAUCACUAAACAGCAUAACCAACACAACUAUCUCCCCCGUGACUUCAAUUAAGAAGGGACUUGGCACUGGGGACAAAAGAGUGCCUGUAUCUGUUGAUAUAUACCUAUACCUGUUAUCAACCGAUCAAAAAAUCAAUCUUUAUUUGUGUAGAGACAAUUCACAACAAAUGUUUUCUCAAGACACUUUACAAAAAGAGUAGGUCUAUACUUUAUACUAACAAUAAAAUCUUCUUUAAAAAAAUGGCCGUUGUGUAAAAAAUAAUGUGAUUAUUUACAACAUUGAUGAGAGCAUUAAGACAUGAAACAUGAUAAUUGUUGAGUCGAUGUUUUUGUAAAAUGAUAUGCCCAUUUUGAAUUUGAUGCUACAGGUUUCAUGUUUACCGCCCUGUUGCAAACAAAUCUCUGUAGUUCUGACAGUGGAAUGUUUUACUUCAUGUAGUCAGAGGCGUUUCUGGAUCUGGUUUAUACACAGUUUCCUCACUGCAUAGGAGAGAGCCAGCUAGCAUUUAUGAAUGAGGCGACAAACUGAGUUCAACAAUAAUAUUUUUUAGAAGUGUUCUUAAGUCCAUGCUGUGAUGUCCACUACAGAAUUGGGUUUGUUUGAAAUGCAGUGCUGCCUCAGGGCCUAAAGAUCACAGCCACCUAUUAGUUCUCGGCCUUGUCCUCUGAAGACCGCGAUUACUUCUCAUUCUCUGAAUCUUGUAAUGCCAUCAUGUACUGUGGACAACAAAACCACCAUAUUCAAAUUAAUAUGCAUUUUUUUAUGUUAAAAAGGAUUAUUCUUAAAGUGUUUUGCACUAGUUGUUGAGUGAUGAGCCCCUCCUCAUCUUUACAUCAUAAAGAUUCAUCCUUGCUUCGAUGCUCAUUAUCCCUAAUCAUGUUUCUAACCUUUUGCCAGUUAACCUUAUAAGAAGUUAGAUGUUCUGUCAGCUGUUUUAUUUUAGCAUCUCACAACUUUCCGACCUUUUGUCAACACUCUCCAAACUCUUCUCAAGAGGGUUUACAGCAUCCGUUUCAGUUAUAUGUCUUUGUGCUAUUUUCAAUCUAACAUGGGGUUACAUUUUUUUGCAUUCUGUUUCUAUUUAAAAUUGGAAAGAUUACAUAUCAUCCCAACUUCUGUGGAAAUGAAUUCUUGUUACAAACUUGGACAUUUUCAUUUAAAAAAAAUAUUGCUGUUUGUUUUUGUUUAAUCAAAUGUAUGAAGUAAAGAAGAAAAAUGUG
Molecule: messenger RNA, 3500 nt
Organism: Labrus bergylta (ballan wrasse)
Lineage: Eukaryota; Metazoa; Chordata; Actinopteri; Labriformes; Labridae
Product: sodium-coupled monocarboxylate transporter 1
Biological process (GO): sodium ion transport; propanoate transmembrane transport
Cellular component (GO): membrane; extracellular exosome
Molecular function (GO): organic acid:sodium symporter activity
Source: RefSeq, a predicted model, not a curated record